Molecule: messenger RNA, 1294 nt
Organism: Prorocentrum cordatum
Lineage: Eukaryota; Dinophyceae; Prorocentrales; Prorocentraceae
Source: the annotation of a GenBank genome assembly
GCAGGAUCUUCGCUUUCUUACGGUGGCUGGGUCUCACACGAUUGGUUGCAUCAGGGCUGCGAGCCACCAAGUGAAAGCAUCCCAGGCGUUUUUGGCCCACGUAUCUGCGGAGGACGGCACGAUCGCCAAAGACAAGGUCCUGGCAUCAUGUCCGACGUUCGCUGAUCCCUUGCAAAACGGCGUAUCGUUCAGGAUCAUCCGCAGCGCAGUCGAACAUUUUUGCCCCAGACUGCCCGCCAUGAUCGCAGAUGCGAUGAACAAGGUCCACGACACGUUCCAGGAAGUCACCCCCAUCCAGACGCUGAAGAGCCUGUUCAGCAAGGCCCAGAUGAACUUGCGGCAAUUCGGGGACGCCAAGUGGGAGCUCGUCGCAGCGGACCUUGAACGGGACCGCCCAAGCAUGACAGGCCAUGGGAUUCCAAUGUGCGAGUUCCUCUCGAACUGGGCGGGCGGCGGCAAGGGCCAAUUCUUGGACGAGUUGUUGGAAUAUUCGUGCUCUCUGAAGUUUCGCAGGUUCGUUGGUGGGUUUACGUGGAAGCUACUUGCGAACGUGAAGUUCUAUUCUGGCCCAGCGUGCGUGUUGGCAAUGGCGAAGGCAGCGCUAACAGCUCCAGAGUCCUUCCUGCAGAGGGGCGAGUCUCGCCUGUUCAACUCCGCCGACAUCGACGCCAUCAGCGCGUCCAAGAAGCACCAGUGCAUAGAGGCGGUGGCGAUGUUCACCACUGCCAAGGAGUUCCUGCAGCAGGUCGGCAGCCUCACGAAGGUUCAGAAGACCAUGCUCAUUGGCGACCUCGAGGUCAGGGCCGUCAUGACGAUCCAUGGGAAGAAGAGCAGGAGCCGCAAAACGUAUGAGUCGCUCCACGCCGUCGGCCAAGCGUUCUUGCAUGACCUGUACGCGCUGGUCCCCAGCACGAGGACGUUGGAGCCGCCGUGGAAGCUCGAGGAGAAGAAGGACUGCAGCCCGAAAGUGUCUCAGCUGAGGGAGUUCACCGAGAAGGGCCUUGGCCUGGUCGAGGUCAAGAAGCUGGGCUUCACCGAGGGCGCCACCGUUGAGCUGAAGGACGGCCCUGCGAUGAUGAUCAAGGGGAAGGUGCAGCGCUACUUGGUCGUGAAGCAGAUGAAGGACUGCCACGCGGAGCUGGACCAUGGCAUCGAGGGCGAGGUGCUGCUGCAGGUCCCGUUCGGGAAGUUGGCGGACGAGUGGAAGGUGGUCGUCGACGACAAAGUGCACACCAUCUCCAUGGAGAAGAUGGCAGACGCGCAGGAGCCCAUGCGGGCCCCCGCGAUACCCUGA